CUGACAGCCGCAUGCAAGCAAAGAAUUAGCAUACGGAGCAACUCCGUGCACCACGUACGGUUAAGUUUACCGUUUAGUCGAUCGCACCACUGCAACGAUACGGUCGAUACGUACGGCGAUAUAGCCGGUGACAGCUGCACACGGAGCCUUUCCAAUAUACCAUGGCAUCAGCCAUGUCUGCAGACCUGACUGCGGCACUUUCUGCAUUCACUGUUGACCUCUACAAGCAGGUACUUGCAAAGAGCGGCGGAAUGAAAAACAUAGUCGUCUCCCCUUUCAGCAUUGCAGCCGCAUUGUCAAUGACGCUUGCAGGAGCCAGACAACGCACGGCCGACGAAAUCGCAAAUGUCCUGCAUACAAGAGACAACUUGAUCCACUCACAGUUCUCCGAAUUCUUUGCCAGCGUUUCAACCUAUUCACCAGAUGUGGUGCUCGAGGUGGCCAAUUGUUUGUAUGCAGAAAGAACUUACAACAUUCUCGAAGAGUAUCUUAUCACAUUGAAAAAGUUUUACAAUAGCGCUGUGGUGCUGGUGGAUUUCAGAAACGAGGCUGAAGCGGCAAGACUUGCCAUCAAUUCUUGGGUAAAAGAAGCAACAAAAUCAAAGAUUGUUGACCUUUUUCCCUCUGGUGUUCUGGAUUCUGAAUGUGUACUUGUCUUGGUGAAUGCCAUUUACUUCAAAGGUCUGUGGGACAAGCAAUUUAACGCUGAAGCAACAGCUCUUAAGAAUUUUCACCUCUCAAAAGAAGCAGCAAAAGAAGUUCACAUGAUGUACAAGCAGGCAGAGUUCAAGGUAAACGUGGAAUGUGGUGACUUGAAUGCUGCUGCCAUUGAAAUACCAUACAAAGGCAGCAAGACAUCCAUGGUGAUACUUCUUCCUCAUGAAGAGGAUGGCCUUCCGCAGCUUGAGGCUGCACUAACUCUGCCGAAGCUGUUGGACGUUGUAAGGGGACUUGAAACAGCUGUUGUCGAACUCAGUCUUCCUCGUUUUAAGAUUGAACAGAGUGUAGAUAUAAAACACGUGCUUCAGUCAAUGGGUGUACAGGACUUGUUCUCGCACAGAUCUGACCUCUCCGGGAUAAACGGGAAAAAAGACCUUUUUGUUUCGGCUGCCUUCCAUAAGGCUUUUGUGGAAGUUAAUGAAGAAGGUACAGAGGCGGCAGCUGCUACGGGAAUAGUGAAAAAGAGAAAGAAGAAAUGUAUCAUUAGCACAAUCCCUUUUGUUGUUGACCACCCUUUCAUGGUUUUCAUAAAAAGUCGUGACCCAGACAUGAUUCUUUUUGCUGGCUCAGUGCGAGAUAUGCCUGGUGCAGACUGAGGUGUGAAGCAGUUAUCUCCAGCUUUAGUAUUACCUUUAUAGAAAUUCACAUUAUGCCGAAUUAUUUCUGCAUAGGAAAAAAGACAAAAAAGUGCUUUUAUCAUCUCAUACCUAGUACAAAGGCAUUAAUUUGAUGCUCACACGUUCUUUAAAUGUGAGCUGUAGUGAAUACCAUGACUUGCGGAUAGGUGUUGCGGAAACCUAAUGUUGCUUUGUGCAUUAGACUUUCUAGUACUGAUAACUCUUCAUUGCUUAGCAAACUCCUAACGGUGACCUUCCUUGAAGGUUUUGGCCUUCCAGGAGAUGCUAUUUUCUAUAUUUAAUAUAGUUGAAUGGGAUGAGCUGGUGACAUAGGCCAGCACCUAUGGCGGAUAGUCACUCGUACUUGAUUAUCAAAUUUAUAUCGUCAAAUAUCUGCACCAUUUGUUAUUGAUGUGAAUAUAAUUUACUACACCUUCAAGAAAGUCUUUGUUCCUGUUGCCACUAUUUAGUAUGAAGUCAGUGGGUGUGCUCGGGGCUGGGCGUGAAUCAGAGCUGUAUGGUUAAAUAGGCUCACACUAUUUUUGAAGGCACAAGUUGAUGCCAUUACUAAAACGUAUAAUAACUACAACCGCUGCAACUGGAGAAACUACGUCAAAGUAUGAAACACCGCAGAACACAUGAAGCAGGCUGCUGUGCUCGCUUUCCUACACUAAUAAAAAAACAUCUAUCCUUCGCACCAAGCCAACUUGUUCUUCGAAAAGUUAAUAUGAUUGUGCUGUGAAAGAUGCUUCACAUGAACAAAUUCCCGGAGGGGCAGUCAUGUGUAGUGCGUCUUAAGAUAACUUGACUUCCUAAAGCGUUUGAGCACUUUGAUAACGGAGAACAAUUUGGGCAAUCCUGUGUCUAUGAAGUAGCAAUCAAACACUAUUUGCUACAGGUGUGAAAUCUUGUCAAAUGUAUUGCUGGGAAUCUAGUGCUUUCUUGCACCGUCAUUCUGGCUUGAACUAAUCCGAUUUAAUCAGUGUAGCUUACAAAUUGGUGAGGUAACAUAAGUGGUUUAUCUUAAUGUAGAAUAUGUGAUGUUACUAAUGGUGCGGUGGUUAUCCUGAAUCUUAUUUGUUAUAUCUUGUCAAGAAGAUAUGGAAGGUGUUUGCUAGGUUCAGAUGAGGUCUCUAUAACAGUAGUGAGAAUAUCUCUUCCUCUCUGAAUGUUCUUUUAUGAACAACCAAAGCUGCAGAAGGAUAGAAAGUUGGGCGAGUUGGUAUGGCAACAUAAUCUUGGAUUGUAGCGCUAAGUGACACAGACAGAGACUAGAAGCAGACAGGACGAGCUGCAGCCUGCAUGUAGCUUAUAAAAUACUGAUUGAAACAUUUUUUAUACAAUGCUGUAUCACCAUGGCUCCAUCCCAUUCAUCAUGUGUUAUUACGGUGAUGCCAAGUGCCACUGUAUAUUAGAACAAUGCAAGGUGCCUAGUAUAACCCAACUUGAAGAGAACUGCCAAGGCUAAUACUAAGUGGAUAAGUUACAGUACUACUCCAGUACUAUAUCCCAAUGUUUCUUAUGUGCUAAGAGAUUAUGCCUAGUCAUUGAAAAUUGAAGAGCUCAUCCACAGCAGAUAAAAAAAAAACAGAUCAAGAUCUGGGUUAUUGUUUUGGGCCGAAUAUUGUGCAUUUGUGGUCCUUCCAGGUGGCUAUCAUCAUAGCACCAUGUUUGACGGCAAGCUUGCCUGACUCAUUAGAAAAAUAAUUAUGAAUAUAUCCUCAAGGUUUCAGACAAUGAGCACUCAGUGUUGCAGUACAUACAGGUAUUUUCUAACUUCUUGGCCCGAAGGAUGUUGACCAUUUUGUUACAUUUGAACUUUGGUAAAAUUCAGUAGCAUAAGCAACAUAUACAACAGUGUUGCCAGCUUAUGAUUAAAAAAUCCCAGUAGCUUGACAGACUACAUAAGACUAAUUUAAGCUCCUUGUCGAGAGUGUCAGAACAUAUAUCCGUUAUGUGUAGCUCUUGCAAGUAAAGUGAAUACUUGGAAAAGAUGCGAUACACAUAGCCAUGUCGGCAACAAAUUUUACUGAAAUGAGCACCCACUUUUUCUAUUUUUUUGCAGCAGGACGGGGAAUGUCUGAUAGCACAAGAUAUGGUACAUGAGAUAAAAGCAAUGUUUGUCUCAGUGUGCCUUUACCUUGCACAGUGAAUUAUGUUCAGAUAUUGUUGGUUCUUUAAAAUACUAUUGUUCUGUACUUGCAUUUUUGAUGAUGCUGCCAUUUUUUUCUUGCCUUCCUUUUGCUAAAAGGGCAUUAAAAAUCCACCGAAUAUUUUGCGACUCUCCUAAAUAUGUGCUAAGGAGAAAAUAACAUCAGCUAUAAUAAGCAGACCUUCUUAUGUAGUACACGUAGCAAAUAUCGCAUUGACGUCAGAAACACUGGAAGAGAAAUGGGAACUGCUGCUUUUGUGGGCCUAGUUGCAAGGAAACCUAACAUGUGCUUUCUAAUGUGUGUACAUCUUUGCAUGCUGAUCGACUCGACUUCCUGCAGUGUAUUUCAGCAGUGCGCCAGCUUGCUGAAUUUGUGCGGAGAGUGAAUUUCUACUGGACUACAGAGAUCUCUGUAACAUGUAAUCUCAUGCUCGAACACAUUGUAAAUGUGAAUAAAAUAAGCAAAAUGUUU
Molecule: messenger RNA, 3961 nt
Organism: Dermacentor albipictus
Lineage: Eukaryota; Metazoa; Arthropoda; Arachnida; Ixodida; Ixodidae
Product: ipis-1-like
Molecular function (GO): serine-type endopeptidase inhibitor activity
Source: RefSeq, a predicted model, not a curated record